Molecule: messenger RNA, 938 nt
Organism: Setaria italica (foxtail millet)
Lineage: Eukaryota; Viridiplantae; Streptophyta; Magnoliopsida; Poales; Poaceae
Product: glutamyl-tRNA(Gln) amidotransferase subunit C, chloroplastic/mitochondrial
Exons: 5
Coding region: 166-603 (145 amino acids)
Biological process (GO): glutaminyl-tRNAGln biosynthesis via transamidation; regulation of translational fidelity
Cellular component (GO): chloroplast
Molecular function (GO): glutaminyl-tRNA synthase (glutamine-hydrolyzing) activity
Source: RefSeq, a predicted model, not a curated record
CUUCCACCUCCGUCCAGGCGCCGCUCGUUCUCCUGCUUCACUCGCGCCGCCCCAUCCGGUCGCGCCCCUCCGCCUCCCGCGCCCUUCGCCCUCCCCGCCUGCAAGCCGCGCCAGCCGCUCGCGCCCCUCAGCCGGACCCAGAAGCAGCAGCGAGCGACGACAGCCAUGCUCUCCGCCGCCGCCUCCACCAUCCCCAUGCUCCGCCUCGCGACCCAGCUGCGGCCGAGGCUCCCUUCGGCUAGAUACCACUGGCUACGGCCCCUCUCCUCCGCCACCCAUGUAACCCCUCCUGCGGCGGCGGGGGCGGGGUCGCUGGAGCCGCCGGACCUGCCCCGCCUCGCCAAAGCCGCACGCAUCUCGCUCUCACCGCAGGAGGCCGAGGAGUUCGAGCCUAAGAUUCGGCAGGUCGUCGAUUGGUUUGGGCAACUUCAGGCAGUUGAUCUUGAGUCCAUUGAGCCUUCACUUAGAGCUGGUACAGCUGCUGGUAGUUCUUUGAGGGAAGAUAAGCCUGAAACAUUUGUUAACACAGAUGCAAUAGUAGAGGCCAUUCCGAGCUAUGAUGAUCCAUAUAUCAAAGUGCCAAGAGUGCUGAACAAAGAAUGAUGUAGUCUGUAUAUGAAAAUUGUUAGAAUGUUGAAACUCUGAGCCAUUUUACAACACAUCAUGGUUAAACAAAACGAUGAAAGCUGUAAAAGGUUGAACAGAGCAAUCAGCAAGCUGAGUUGACUUCGUGUCAUUUCAAUUUGAUAACGUUGUAUUUCGAAUCGAGUGCUUGAGAUAGGACAGUUUUGAAACAUCUGCUUCAGGAGUUACCCUAAAAGGGCAGUUGUUUUAUGCUUUGUGACAUGCAUAGAUGACUGCGCAUCCCCAAGUUAAUCUGUUUCCAAUUCCUUGGAGAUUGUGCUCUAUAGUAAAACUGUGAAAGGUGUUGUUAAUCA